Molecule: messenger RNA, 2778 nt
Organism: Silurus meridionalis
Lineage: Eukaryota; Metazoa; Chordata; Actinopteri; Siluriformes; Siluridae
Product: solute carrier family 22 member 4-like
Exons: 10
Coding region: 191-1789 (532 amino acids)
Biological process (GO): transmembrane transport
Cellular component (GO): membrane
Molecular function (GO): transmembrane transporter activity
Source: RefSeq, a predicted model, not a curated record
GAGAGAGAGAGAGAGAGAGAGAGAGAUGACAAUUCCGCUUUAUUAUAAUGAUAAUAAUAAUAAUAAUGCAUUAGUGACUUGUUGUUGUUAAUAAUAAAUUAAACUCUUCGGCUGUGUAUAUAGAGAGAAGUUAUUCAUUAAUAUAGUCCCGUGGUCGCUUUCAGCCUGCAGCCCGGCGCUCUUCAGAGUCAUGGCGUCUAUGGACUAUGAAGAAGUAACGGCGUUUCUUGGAGAAUGGGGUCCGUUUCAGCUCGGCAUCUUCCUGCUGCUCAGCCUCAGCAUCGUGCCCAACGGAUACGCCGGCAUGGCCAUGGUCUUCCUCGGCGAUACGCCGGACUUCCGUUGCCUGUCGCCGCACCUGAACGCGAGCCGUGCGGAAGCGGAGGGCGGCGCGCGCGCCUCCACAACCACCAACGUCACUGGCACCUUGGACGGCUGCGUUGAGCGCGUGAACGGUAGCAGCGGGCCGUGCGCGAGCGGCUGGGAGUACAGCGCCGAGCGCUACCACAACACUAUAGUCACCGAGUGGAACCUGGUUUGCGGAGAUGCCUGGAAGGUUCCCUUCACAUUGUCCAUCUUCUUUGUGGGAGUGCUGAGUGGGUCGUUCAUAUCCGGAGAACUGUCUGACAGGUUUGGACGUAAGACGGUCCUGUUUGCCACCAUGGCCACUCAGCUGAUCUGCAGUCUGCUUCAGUGCGUCUCAGUCAACUGGGAGAUGUUCAUCGUUUUCUUCUGCCUCACUGGCUUCGGACAGAACUCCAACUACAUGGCGGCCUUUGUGUUAGGCUCGGAGCUGCUGGGGAAGAAUUUGCGCCUGGCCUUUUCUGUGAUGGGUGUAUGUGUGUUCUAUGCAGUGGGUUAUGCUCUACUUCCCUUAUUUGCCUAUUUUUUGAGGAGUUGGAGGAUCCUGCUCAUGACCCUGUCUCUGCCCGCACUGCUCUACAUUCCCCUCUGGUGGUUUAUUCCAGAGUCCCCACGCUGGCUGCUGUCUAAAGGCCGUGUCCAGGAAGCAGAGGACAUCAUUAGAGCCGCUGCGAGGAAAAAUGGUAUCACUCCACCUGAGGUUAUAUUCAAGGAUUCAGAAUUGAUUAAGUCUGAGUCUGCAAAUUCUAUCUCGUACACAUACUUAGACCUCAUCAGAACUCAGAAAAUAAGGAGCAUCACACUUUUGAACAGUGUUGUAUGGUUCACCAUCACCAUCAGCUACUUUGGCUUGUGUCUGAGCACUCCUAACAUGAACGGAGACCCGUAUCUGAACUGCCUGUUCUCGGCUCUAACCGAGGUGGCGGCAUACAUCAUGACGUGGCUCUUGAUUAAGGUGGUGCCGAGGCGAGCGCUCAUUACAGGCCCGCUGCUGAGCGGUGGCCUCGUCUUGCUGCUUAUUCCGGCCGUCCCUCCAGAUUAUGGCAGUGCGACAGUAGCGUUGGCUAUGCUGGGGAAGCUGGGGGUCACAGCGGCUUUUGCCGUACUCUACAUCUCGACGGCGGAGCAGUUCCCCACAGUGGUGCGUGGGAUGGGAAUGGGAAUCUGCAGCAUGUGCUCAAAGAUCGGCAGCACCAUUUCUCCAUUUUUCCCCUACUUCGGUCAUUAUGAUCAAGUUCUGCCCUACAUUCUGAUGGGAGUACUGACAGUAAUUGCCGGACUCCUGAGCAUUCUGAUGCCAGAGACGCGAGGCGUUCCCCUCCCCGAGGCCCUCUCACAAGUACAGAGUCUAAACUGGUGCUGUGGCUCGUGUAGGAAUCGUCAGAAAGCAGAGAAAACACAUGAAUGUCUGGCAACAAAGAUGUGAUCUGGAGUGUCCCUGUGUCGUGACGUGCACUUUCUGAUACUUGACCGUUAUGCAAAUCCCAUUUUAUGUAGUAUUUAGUAGGUUUACACUACCAUCCAUCAUCCUGUGAUGACCACAAUGUUUUUCAAUUUCUCUGCAUUUUUGUUAUGUCAGAUUGCACAGUGAUCCGUCAGCUGUUUUAGUUCACAGAUUUGCACAUUUUGAAAUAUAUUCGGAUAUAAUUAUGCAAAUGUUUUUAUAAAAAGAAGAUCAGAACACUUUUUAUAUGUGUAUAUAUUUUUUAUUGUGCUGGUGAUAUAAAAAAAAAAGAGAAAUGAUUACAUAAAUAGACUUGUUAAUAAAAGGAAGUUGUUGGUCCCAAAUUAAUGUGACAUGGUCCUGUUUAUACAUAUACAACCUCCAAUUAUAAUCAGCCUGAGGUCUAUAACUAUUUGGCAUUUGCAUUCACAUUUAUGGCAUUGGGCAGAAUAAAUUUAAAAUGAUCUAAUUUAAACAAAUGAGUAGUUAAGGGCCUUGUUGAAAAGCCCAGCAGCUUUGUUGUGCUGAGGAUUUGAAGUCACAACCUUCUGAUUAGAGGCCCAAAGUGUCUUAACCACUGAUUUUUAUUUAAAGAGAUCCUUUCUUCCUUCCUUUCACCCUUCCAUCCAUUCAUCCACCCAUUAAUACAUCAAUUCAUCUAUCAAAACAAACGAAAUCCUUAAUAUUAUUUUUUUCUUACGGUAGUAUAUUUUAUCAUUAAACUUUGCAUUUAUAUCAACAUUUAAGGCAUUUGGCAUAGCAGGCUACAAAGUGCUUUGAAAUCCCGAUCAAUAAAUAUAUUGUAUAUACUCUGAGGAGCGAUGCAAAUUGUGAGUCUGCAUCGCUGGUGAGUAGGUUGUAUUUUAUUUACAUUUUUUAUGUUUUUGUCAUGUUAUUAGACAAAUAUUGAUUCUGAACUGCUCCAGAUGAUGUAGGUGCACAGUUGUGGUUGUAGUGUAGAGGUUUUGAGU